Odobenus rosmarus divergens (Pacific walrus) is the source of this 3249-nucleotide messenger RNA. It is a transcript of the gene KRABD3, whose product is annotated as KRAB-A domain containing 1. The record is from RefSeq and is a predicted model, not a curated record. The coding region runs from base 1 to 3249 and encodes 1082 amino acids. The transcript is spliced from 17 exons. Lineage: Eukaryota; Metazoa; Chordata; Mammalia; Carnivora; Odobenidae.
AUGCGGGAGAACUACGAGACGCUGCGCUCCCUGGGGACAGAUGAGCUGCUCCCCCUCUCUGCCUUCCUGUCUCCUACGGAGCCUGGAGGAGCCACGGAAGGCAGGAGCUACGCUGGUGAGGGGCAGGAGCCUCCUAGGGGAGGAGGCCCCCGGGGAGGCACACCCCCGCACAGCCUGCACCUCACUGCCCUGGUGCAGCUGGUCAAGGAGAUUCCGGAGUUCCUGUUUGGGGAGGUCAGCCCGGAGAGUGAGAGUGGGAGCGGGGCAGUCAGCCCGGACGGGGAGCAGGGGAGCCCCGAGGCAGCUGUGACUGUGGAGACUUGCCCUCUCCAAGGCCCGCUCGGCUGCCUUCCAGACACGCCUACCGGCUGGCCCCACCAGGCCACCACAUCUAGCGGGGGCUCAUCGUCCAGCAGCCUGCCUGGAGCCGGGGGCCAGGGGAGCCCCAUCCCCAUCGAAACUCCUGACAAACCAAGACCUACAGAGAAGGAAGGCCCAGAAGCCCCAGGCGGGGAGCCCAGCCCCCCUCCCUCUAGCCCCAGCAGACAGGAGGGCCACGGAGGACAGGAGAGAGGGACCCUGGGGACAGGAACCUCUCCUGGGAGCAGCCCCUUGCAAGGCCUUAUCAACUGCCUGAAGGAAAUCCUUGUGCCUGGACCCCAGCACCCUGAGGUGACCCGAGGCUUGCUGCCUCCUGUCCCCGGCCAGGGCACCUCUCAGCUAACCGGAGCGGAGCUGAGGCCUGAGAGCCCACCCUGGGGAGUGAAGACAGAGGCAGCUUCCGGGGCUUGUCCCCUCCAGGGUCUGCUGAACUGUCUGAAGGAGAUCCCGGAGGCCCGGCAUAGGCGUCCUAGCCCCUCAGGAGUAGGGGACCCACCGCUACAGGAGGACCCAGGGGCCUGCCAAAGGAAUUCUGGAGGGCCCAGACCCCUGCAGACCCCUCCUCCCGGGCCUGGUCCAGGAGCUGGCAGCGUGCUCUCUGUGGUGAAGAUGGAGGACGGCUGGGCCCAGAGCCUCCCCGUGCCUGCGUCCUGUCAGCUCAGCAAGUGGACCCACAGCCCCUCUGCUGCCAGCAGCCAGCAGGGCGACGGAGAGACCAGAGGGGCCCGAGUGCCCAGCUGGGGUCCCAGAGCUCAAGCCGGCAGUGCCUCGAGCUCACCCCUGGAAGCCCUGGAGGCCUGUCUGAAGGGCAUUCCCCUGAGUGGGUCGUUACCUCCCCAGCCGCCGGCCACCUCUGGAUUCCAGAGCCCUCAGCCAGGAGACCCCGGGUCUCAGAGGCCCGAGCUGCAGCCCUGCAGAUCACACACUGAAGAGGUGACUGUUGGGCCUCUUCUGGCUCUGAGUCUGCAGGGCUAUGUGAGAGGCAGCCCUGCCCUCCCCUCAGGUCCCCACAGCACCCCUCCCAGCUUCUCCUCAUCCAGCAGCACCGAUGGGGACCUGGAUUUCCAGAGCCCUGGGGGCAGCCAGGGGCGUCUGCCUGGAAAAGGAAGCCCAGUGGGAAGCUCCCCGCUCCAGGGCCUGGAGAACUGUCUCAGAGAGAUACCUAUGCUCAGGCCGCAGUCAGCCUCGUCCUGGUCCUCAGCAGGGGACAGGGGGUCCCAGAGAGCGGAGCCCAAGAAUUGGACGGCAGACAGGGAAGGGCUGAGAGGCGGGGCCUGCGAGCCAGCUCACCUGGGCCAGGGCCAGGGGGGAGCACCCACCAGCAGCUUCCGGCUGGCCAGCCCCCAGGCGCUCACCUCCAGCAGCGUCCCCAUCUGCUACCAGCGAGGGCUCAGAGACCAUGGGGCCGCCAGGCCAGGGCCGUGGAGGUGGCUCCAGGACGGCGCAGCCACGAAGCCCUCCCCACUCCACUGUCUGGAGAACUCUCUGAAGGGGAUCUUGCCUGGGAGGCCCCUGCGCUUCGCCUGCUUGGCAGGUCCCAGCCCCAGCCCCAGCCCCAGCCCCAGCUCCAGCUUCAGCAGCUCAGAAGGAGACGAGCUCUGGCAGCUGCACCCUCAGGAGAGGGACCGUCUUCCUGGCUGCAAGGCUCCUGGCCCUCUGUCCCCACGCCCGGGCGGCGCCCCCAUUGGCAGCAGCCCUGGCGAAGGCCCAGGGAGAGCAGAGCCCGGGGGCCACUGCAGGCUCGGUGCAGGAAAAGCAGAAGAGAAGACAGGGGGCAGGUCCCAGUUGCCCUGGAGAGACGUGUACUCAGAAACCCCGGGCCGGCCUGGCCCCCUGGGCAGUGCUGGAGGAGGUAGGGGUGUGGGGCAGCUGGGAACCCCUGCCCUGCUCCUCAGCCAGAGAAGAGGCCUGGCCCAGGGCCCUGCCAGCCUCUUGGAUCAGCCCCUGGGCCCCUGUCCUGGAAGCCCAGGGUCAGUGAAGAAUCCAGGGGUCCAGGGUCUGGAAAUGGAAGACCAAGUGUUGCAGGCGCCCCCCCAGCCGUGCCCCUGCGGAAGCUCUGUGCAGCCCGAGCUCCGCAGCCUUGGCGCCGCCCUCUCGGAGAAGCUGGAUCGGCUCGCCGCAGCCCUGGCAGGCCUGUCUCAGGAAGUAGCCACCAUGAGGACCCAGGUGGAUCGGCUAGGGAGGCGCCCUCGGGGCCCUGGGCCAAAGUGCCAGGCUUCCUGGCCGUGGGCCCCCUCCCGGGGACCUCGCUGGGCCAAUGGCCCUGCUCACAGACACCUCCCCUACUGGAGACAGAAGGGGCCCACCAGGCCGAAACCAAAGAUCCUGCGUAGUCAGGCGGAAGGCGGCAGGGCUGGUGACGCCUCAGGCCUUUCCUGCCGAAGGUUCCGCCCCGUAUCUCAGCUGCCUCCAGAUGCCCCCACGGCAGAACCUUCUGGGCCCAACUCCAGCCCUUCCCAGCAGCCGCCCUCCUCAGCACGCAGCUGCCGCGCCGUGGUGCCUGUGCAUGCCUGCCUUGGACACACUGGGGGUCACCGGAGUCCCCCGACCCCUUCAGUGCCUACUGCCUUACCCCCACAGAUGGCUUCUGCGGCCAGGGUAGAUGCAGAGCCGCAGUUUGCAGCCGUGGUGCCGCCUGGGGCCAGCAGCCAGCCCAAGGAUCCAAACAGCCUGAUGGCGGGGGGCCAGAGAGCCCUUGAGGAGCAGCUGUGGGGUGGGGACCAUAGGGCGCCGAGGUGGGGGACCCCUAACCACCUUCUUCAUCAGCUCAGUCCUGCUGAAGCUGUCCCGAGCCUGGCCACUUCUCCUAGGGGCUGUCCCGCGCCCUCACCCUGCUCCAGCCGAACCUUCCCCACUUCUGGGCUGUGA